AUGUCCUCGGUCAGGAGCGCAUCGGCGCCAAUUUAUUUCGGCUCCUUUUUAGUGACUCCUCAAGUCUUCCAUCAAACAGCGCAUUCCUUUGCCCUAGUGAACCUAAAGCCAAUUCUACCCGGUCAUGUCCUCAUCUCACCUCGCCGAGUGGUACCACGAGUCUCCGACCUCACACCAGCCGAGACCAGCGACUUAUUCCUGACGGUACGCCGAGUCGGGCGCAUGAUCGAGCGGUACUACGGAGCCGCAAGCCUCAACAUUGCAGUUCAAGACGGCGUCCAUGCUGGCCAGAGCGUUCCACAUGUCCAUGCGCACAUCAUACCCCGUAAACCUGCAGAUCUGGAUCCCAUGGAUGCUGUGUAUGAUAUGCUAGACGGGGAGGAAGGUGAUGUAGGGAAAGCAUAUCGCGAAGCGCAGACAGAUUGCCCCUCCGAGCAUGAGCGAACCUCUACCAGAAGUCGUUCUCGGUUCCCUGCGGUCGACAAUGAGGAGCGAAAGCCUCGUACUGCGGAGGAAAUGAAAGCUGAGGCAGACAGUCUACGGCGAGAGAUGGACAAGGAGCCCCUCGACUAA
Molecule: messenger RNA, 573 nt
Organism: Penicillium diatomitis
Lineage: Eukaryota; Fungi; Ascomycota; Eurotiomycetes; Eurotiales; Aspergillaceae
Product: HIT family protein
Exons: 2
Coding region: 1-573 (190 amino acids)
Molecular function (GO): catalytic activity
Source: RefSeq, a predicted model, not a curated record